GGCACGCAGUUCAAAAGGGGCGUGUGGCAUCGACCUAUUUAUAUCUAUGGUUUAGCAAUGACGCUAACAAGUCCGUUUUGCUAUAUGUCGGCUGCAUUUUACGACGACACUUCCCAAAUCAUGUUACUCGUGUCCAACUUAAUUCUAAUGACACAUGUUUCAAGUUUAAAGGAUUAAAAAGAUGGAAACGAACGUGUCGAAGAGACGAGACAACAAGAAGCCGCUCCGCGUGAAGCUAAUAAGCCUCGGGAAUGCUGAAGUUGGAAAGAGUUGCAUCAUUAAACGUUACUGUGAGAAGAGGUUUGUUCCCAAAUAUUUGGCCACUAUUGGAAUUGACUAUGGGGUUACCAAGGUGCACGUUCGUGACAGAGAAAUCAAGGUCAAUAUCUUCGACAUGGCUGGCCAUCCAUUCUUCUACGAAGUGCGGAAUGAGUUCUACAAGGACAGCCAGGGCGUGCUGCUGGUGUACGAUGUGGGUCUCCGGGACAGUUUCGAUGCCCUCGACAGCUGGCUGGGCGAAAUGAAACAGGAAAUGGGCUCUCAGGCCAACAUGGACAGCAUUGUGUUUGUGGUCUGCGCCAACAAGGUGGACCUGUUGAAGCGGCGAGUAGUGGACGAGGGGGAGGGGCGUCUAUGGGCGGAGUCGCGGGGCUUUCAUUACUUUGAGACGUCGGCACAAAGUGGAGAAGGUAUCAACGAGAUGUUCCAGGCCUUCUUCUCCUCCAUCACUGACAUGUGUGAGAAUGGCGGUAAGCGACCUGUCACGGAGGUCAGCGUAGGCUUCACCAAAGAGCAAGCAGACACUAUCAGACGUAUCAGAAACAGCAAGGACUCCUGGGAUAUGCUGGGCGUCAAACCCGGCGCCACACGGGAGGAGGUCAACAAGGCGUAUAGGAAGCUGGCGGUACUGUUACACCCAGACAAAUGUGUGGCCCCCGGGAGCGAAGACGCUUUCAAGGCGGUGGUGAACGCGCGCACCUCACUGCUGAAGAACAUCAAAUAACACCAACACACACAACGCAUCCAGUUACACUGUUCUUAAUUUAUCAGCACUUUGCGUUCCACCUCUUCUGUGCCAUGUUACUCUCUGCCAACCCCAAUUUACGACAUCUCUCAAUGCGUGCACGUCCGUAUGCGUAACAGCUUACAUUUAACAUUGUCAUCUCACUAGUAGAAUUUCUAGUAGCAGGUUUUUUACAUUUAAAAAAAAAAAAAAAAUUUUUUUAGACGUUUGUCAUUUCUUUUUGCAUUUGUAGCAUGUUUGUGAGCAUGGUGCCAUCAGUUGUGUCACGAAAAGCAGGACAAAGGUCAGUGUUAAACUUGAUUCUGUCGACGUAAAUGCCAGUAAUGUUACAAAGUUAAAGGUCAUUUAUCCUGAAUUCAUAUAAUUUAUUAUUACAUUUGGAUAGUUACAUGGAUUAAACUCUAGCUCCAAAAUGUUUUUGUAUUCUGAUUAAAUGCAAAUGCAUUAGUUUGCCUUGCUAUUCAUGCAUGUUUGUAUUUAAAGGAGGCAUCUGCAUUCUUUUUUUUUAAACAAUUUUAAACAAUUCCCAACUGUCUUAACAUGCCUGGGAUAUGCUUUCAUCAAAAUCGGCCAAUAUACAGGUAUGUGCUCCAAAAUUAGAUACAUACAACAUACAAGUUUCACUUUUAGAAACAAAUUCUUAAAAUAAAUGGACUUUCCCUUUGUAUUCAAAAUUUUUGGCACAUAUCUGUACUUCUUUCCGAAACAGUCUUUUUGAGGGGGCGGUCGUAACAUAAAAAUGAGCGACAAUUCACCCCACUUGCUCUACCGUGGAACCAAUGGCUAGUACAGCUUUUGUAACAAUAACAACCGGGGGCAGAGCUAAUGGGUUACGGCAAUGCAUGUGGCCUCUAAUUGCCCCCAAGAAAAAAACGUCCUUAAAAACAAUAAAAGCAUUUUCAGUCAUGGAGGCAGCACUUCACACACUACACUUCACACGUCGCAUGUACUUCCGGGUGGCAAGAACUCCGCUGUCACCGCUAUUAAACAAACCCAUUUACUUUUCAACAGAUAAGUUUAUCUGAAAAUAGAAAUGGUAGAAACUCAGACAGAGGGCCUCUGGAAAGUCAAAUCUCCUAACUUUUAUACAACCUUUCGUUAACCUUUAUGGAAAAAGUCAUACGGUCAAGACAAAAUGAAAAGGUGCUUCACAAAGACAGGAUUGUUUCAAAAGAAUUUCACUCCCCUUAACCAAGGGGUGUAACGAUUUAUCCACUUCAUUGAUGUAUCGAUUUAUAUUCCUAUGAUCCUGCUACAUUGAACCUUGUUCGGAACCUUGGCCUUCCGGGUGAUAUAUAUCGAUCUAAAACUGUUUUUAAAUGUAAUCAAUCCUUUGUAUCGAUACUAGGAAAUAAUGCAUUGGAUUUAAGCACAGCAGACUUUAUAUGGAUGGACCUGUGUGUGUGUGUGUUUUAGCACUUUUAAUGAAAAAGACUGCACACAAGCAGACGGCAAAACAGCAUGGUGAGGAGGUGGCGUCAAACAGGAAAUUAUUAGGCCACCAUAUGGUCCAGUGUGUGGAAACACUUUUCCCUUUAGCAAAGACGGAAACGUUCGAAAUAAAUUGCUUGCUGUGUCUGCAACCACCUACGAAGGUGCCAUUAGAUUUCACACAAAAGCAAAACCACAAAAGCAGCAGAGCAUCAGUUGUAGGCUGUCACUUUACUCUCAAUAGCAUGCUUCUGGCUACGUCAACACAAGCACAAAACAUCAGUAUGGGAUCUAUGUAUUCCCAGCACAAGUGUGCCAGCAGAAAGAGUUUUUAAUACUGCUGGCAACAUAGUGAGCACACAGAAGUGUCGUGACCAGAUUAUAUUGAUCAGUUGAUAUUUUUGAAAAAAAAAAAAUUUGUAGUCAUGGAAGAAUAGUUUGUUCAACUUGAUCUUUUGUUAGAUAUUAGUGCAUUUGUUUGUUUGUUAAAAUUAGAUUACUAGCAGGGUCAACCACUGCUCAUUUAACGUGAAGAGAUGUUGGUUGCACUUUUUUUUUUAAUAUUAAUAUUGUAUUUGUGUUGUAUCCAUGUUAAAAAAAACAUCAGAAGUAGCAGGUAAGCCUACUGUUAAUCCAAACUGGAGAUGUUAUUUGUACUUUAUUCAAAUAAAGUGUGAAUGCAUUAGCAAUUAAUUGUUGUUUAUUAUAUCCACAAUUAAGUUGACAUGAUUCCCUUACAAGAAACAACAGGAAUCGAGGAAAUUUCCCCUGCACUGUCCGGUAUGCAGGCAUUUAUUUCACAGUCAUACUGGUUAAAGGUUUGGCUAAAAAGUUUCAAUUCAAUUUAAAGCCACUUUAUGGUUUUGGAUCAUAUGCUAAAUGAACCAAUAUCGUCCUUGAAUCAGAUCGCCAACCACGAAUAGUGGUUCUAAUUGUUGUUAAAACUAAUCGUUUCUAGAAUCUGAAUAGUUAACCUGAUCACGGAAGGACCAGCUCUACACCCUCGGCAGGGUCCUCGAGGGUGCAUGGAAGUUCACCCAACCAGUCUACAUAUGUUUUGUGGACUUGGAGAAGGCGUUCGACCGUGUCUCUCGGGGGGUCCUGUGGGGAGUGCUUCGGGAGUAUGGGGUACCGAACCCCCUGAUACGGGCUGUUCGGUACCUGCACGACCAGAGUCAGAGUUUGGUCCGCAUAUCCGGCAGUAAGUCGGACUCGUUCCCGGUGAGGGUUUGACUCCGCCAAGGCUGCCCUUUGUCACCGAUUCUGUUCAUAACUUUUAUGGACAGAAUUUCAAGGGGCAGCCGAGGCGUAGAGGGGGUCCGGUUUGGUGGCCUCAGUAUUGCCUCUCUGCUUUUUGCAGAUGAUAUGGUUCUGUUGGUUUCCUCAAGCCGUGAUCUCCAACUCUCACUGAAGCAGUUCACAGCCUAGUGUGAAGCGGCUGGGAUGAGAAUCAGCACCUCAGAAUCUGAGACCAUGGUCCUCAGUCGGAAAAGGAUGGCAUGCCCUCUCCAGAUCAGGGAUGAGAUCCUGCCCCAAGUGGAGGAGUUCAAGUAUCUUAGGGUCUUGUUCCCAAGUGACGGCAGAAUGGAACGGGAGAUUGACAGGCGGAUCGGUGCAGCGUCUGCAGUGAUGCGGACUUUGUAUCGGUCCGUUGUGGUAAAGAAGGAGCUAAGCCGAAAGGCGAAACACUCAAUUUACCGGUCAAUCUACGUUCCUACCCUCACCUAUGAGGUGGCUGGGGCAUCUGAUUCGGAUGCCUCCCGGACACCUCCCUGGUGAGGUAUUCCGGGCAUGUUUUUAUGUAAAUCAAAAUAAACAUAAACCUUUUGGGGUAUAUUACACAGCACAAGGCCAAAACUACCAGUUUUUGUCAUCGUCUUCUGUUCAAGUCAGCGUUAGUCAAUCACUUUUUGCCUCCCGGAAGUAUCCAAGCGACUAUUAUUUACAAACUUUGUGAAAAGCUCCAUUAGUGUAGCAGAUCCGUUCAUACAGCGGGCACUUUGGCAAACACAAACAACCCCCAUUGCCCUCCAUGUUGAAAACAUCACUGAGCAAUCGCAUACAGAGUGUAUGGUCCUUUUGAGAAGCUACAGCUGUUGGCUAAUCCUAAUGUACUAAUCACGCAGAACUCAGUGCAGCUGGGUUUACCUUUUGGCCUUGGCUUAGUGUUUCAGAAAGUGUUGUCCAAGUCAUGGUUGACAAUUACUGUGAGGGCAGUUAAUUAUUAUGAACAGGCUGCACUGUUACAUUACAAACUGUCAACAUUUUGAAAGGCUCCCUCACAGACACAUUUCCAGAAAUAUGGACCUCACAGCAGAUUCACUUCUUGUUUUUGCUACCCUCCUCCAAUCGCUGUUGUCUGUUCUUGUGUGUGUGUGUGUGUGUCCAUUUUUCCGCAAUGAAACUCUAGAUGGGAGCUGGAAAAUGUAGUCAUGUUUUAUGUUUUUCACAAAUCUACCGGAAUUAAUUUAUGCUCAUCCAUCCAUCCAUUUUCCGUAUUGCUUAUCCUCACUAGGGUUACGGGUGUGCUAGCGCUUAGCUCAGCUGACUCUGGGCGAGAGGCUGAACUGGUCGCCAGCCAAUCGCAGGGCACAUAAACACUGCUGUGAAGAAGAAUUGGCUCACUUCACAGAUUCUUAGAUUUUUGCAUAGUUUCCUCACUUUGAUGUUGAAGAUCAUCAAACAAAUGUAAAAAUCAAGACAAAUAUAACCUAAGUGAACUUAAAAUGCUGAAAAAAUGCGGAAAAAUAUAUAUUCAAAGUUACCUGGCUAAGUGUGAAAAAGUAAUGGCGCCCUAAACCUAAUAACUCAUCCAUCCUCAGCAGCAACAACUGAAAUCAAGCUGUUUCUACAACUGGCAAUGCGUCUUUCACAUCUCUGUGGAGAUAUUUUUGGUCCACUCUUCUUUGCAGAAUUGUUUGAAUUCAGCAAAAAUGGAGCGUUUUUGAGCACGAACGGCCUUUUUAAGGUCAUGCAACUGCAUUUCAAUCAGAUUCAAGUCUGGACUUUUACUAGGCUCCUCCAAAACCUUCAUUUUGUUUUCUUAAGGCAUUCAGAAUUUGAAUAGCUGGUAUGUCUUGGCUUGUUAUCCUGGUGCAGAACCCAAGUGCACUUCAGCUUGAGGUCACAAACUGAUGGCUGAACAUUCUCCUUCAGGAUUUUCUGUUAAAGAGCAGAAUUCAAGUUUUUCAGAUCCUGAAGGAGCGAAGCAGCCCAAGACCAUAACACUACCGCCGCCAUGUUUGACUGUUGAUAUGAUGUUCUUUUUCUGAAAUGCUGUGUUACAUGUGCGCCAGAUGUAACGCGAGACAUAGCUUCCAAAAAGCUCAACUUUCAUCUCUUGGGAAUCUUUCAGAUGUUUAUUUUGCAAAGGUAAGACGAGCCUUUAUGUUCUUUUUGGUCAGCAGUGGUUUUGGCCUUGUAACUCUGCCAUUGAUGCCAUUUUUGCCCAAUCUCUUCCUUAUUAUUGUGUCAAGAACACGGACAUUAACUCAGGCAAGGCAGGCCUGUAGUUCAUUAGAAGUUGUCCUCAGUUCCUUUGUGACCUCCUGGAUGAAUCAUUGCUGCUCUCUUGUUGUAAUCUUUGUAGGCCGGCCACUCCCGGUAAGGUUCACCACAGUUCCGUGUUUUAUCCAUGUGAGGAUAAUUGCUCUUCCUCUGGUUCGCUGGAAUCUUAAAGCGUUAGAAAUGGCUUUUACCCUUUCCAGACUGAUAGAUGUCAAUUGCUUUAUUUCUUGACUGUUUUGGAAUUUCUUUGGAUCGUGUCGUUUUGUUGCAGGUUUUUUUAGAUCUUUUGUCCAACUUGAUUUUGUCGGGACAGAUUCUGUUGAAGUGAUUUCUUGAUUGAACAGGUCUGGAGGUAAUCAGGCUUAGGUGUGAUCGGUGAAAAUUAACCAGAAAUCGUGAUUUGCCACAAUUAAUUCAUGAUUUAACAAGGGGGGUAAUUACUUUUUCACACAGGGCCAGGUGACUGAAUAUUUGUUUUCCCUUAAUAAAUGAAAUCACCAUUUAAAAAUAUUUUAAGUUCAGUUGGGUUAUAUUUGUCUAUUUACAUUUGUUUGAUAUCAAAAAUUAAAGAGGAGAAACUAUGCAAAAAUAUACAAAUUUGAGAUGGGGACCAAUACUUUUUCACGCCACUGUAAACAAACAAUAAUUCACACUCACAUGCACGCCUAUGGGCAAUUUAGUUGUCAAUUAACCUACCAUGCAUAUUUUUGCAUUCAGGGACGUAACCGGAGUACCCUGGGAAAGUCCACACAGGCAUGGGGAGAACAUGUAUACACCAGUCGGCCACCAUGCUGCCUAAUUUAUGAUCAUUUGUAAAAAAAAAAAUAUAUAUAUAUUUAUAGGCAAAGUAUUUAGUCAGCCACCAAUUGUGUAAGUUCUCCCACUUAAAAAUGUGAGAGAGGCCUGUGAUUUUCAUCAUGGGUAUACCUCACCUAUGAGAGAGACAAUGAGGGGGAAAAAAACAGAAAAUCAGUCUUUUUAAAUUUUAAUUAAUUAAUUAACAUUAUGGUGGAAAAUAAGUUUUUGGUUACCUACAAACAAGCAAGAUUUUUGGCUCUCACAGUCCUGUACCUUCUUCUUUAAGAGGGUCCUCUGUCCUCCACUCGUUACCUGUAUUAUUGGCACCUGUUUGACCUGUCCACAACCACAAACAGUCACACUCCAAACUCCACUAUGGCCAAGACCAAAGAGCUGCCAAAGGACACAAAAAAACAAAAUUGUACAUCUGCACCAGGCUGGGAAGACUGAAUCUGCAAUAGGUAAGCAACUUGGUGUGAAGAAAUUAACUGUGGGAGCAAUUGUUAGAAAAUGGAAGACAUACAAGACCACUGAUAAUCUCCCUCAAUCUGGGGCUCCAUGCAAUAUCUUACCCCAUGGGGUCAAAAUGAUCACAAGAACGAUGAGCAAAAAUCCAGAACCACACGGUGGGACUUGGUGAAUGACCUGCAGAGAGCUCGGACCAAAGUAACAAAGGCUACCAUCAGUAACAUACUAUGCCGCCAGGGACUCAAAUCAUGCAGUGCCAGAUGUGUCCCCUGCAUAAGCCAGUACAUGUCCAGGCCUGUCUGAAGUUUGCUACAGAGUAUUUGGAUGAUCCAGAAGAGGAUUGCGAGAAUGUCAUAUGGUCAGAUGAAACCAAAAUAGACCUUUUUGGUAACAACUUGUGUUUGGAGGAGAAUGAAUGCUGAGUUGCAUCCAAAGAACACCACACCUACUGUGAAGCAUGAGGAUGGAAUCAUCAUGCUUCGGGGCUGUUUUUCUGCAAAGUGACCAGGACGACUGAUCCGUGUAAACGAAAGAAUGAAUGGGGCCAUGUAUCGUGACAUUUUGAGUGAAAACCACCUUCCAUCAGCAAGGGCAUUGAAGAUGAAAUGUGGCUGGGUCUUUCAGCAUGAAACACCUGCCGGGCAAUGAAGGAGUGGCUUCAUAAGAAGCAUUUCAAGGUCCUGGAGUGGCCUAGCCAGUCUCCAGAUCUCAACCCCAUAGAAAAUCUUUGGAAGGAGUUGAAAGCCUGUGUUGCCCAGCGACAGCCCCAAAACAUCACUGCUCUCGAGGAGAUCUGCAUGGAGGAAUGGGCCAAAAUACCAGCAACAGUGUGUGAAAACCUUGUGAAAUUUACAGAAAACGUUUGACCUCUGUCUUUUCCAACAAAUAACAAAGUAUUGAGAUGAACUUUUGUUAUUGACGAAAUACUUAUUUUUCUCCAUAAUUUGCUAAUAAAUUCUUUAAAAAUCAGACGAUGUGAUUUACUGGAUUCCCCCCCCCCCACACACACACACUCCCCUCCCCUCCCCUCAUUGUCUCUCAUAGGUGAGGUAUACCUAUGAUUAAAAUUACAGGCCUUUUUAAGUGUGAGAACUUGCACAAUUGGUGGCUGACUAAAUACUUUUUUGCCCCACUGUAUAUAUAUAUAUUUUUCGAUCUAUCGUCCACAUCAACACGGGUCGUUUUUCUCAAGUAAGUGUUUCCACUGAAAAAAGUUUAAAGCUGACAUGAUUAUAAACCCAGGAAAGAAACAUAUUGGUAAAAUAACAUUACUUAUGAAAUAAUUAUAUAAACAGCCGUCUUUUAGUAGUAUUGCAAAAAUAAUUUUUACUUAUGUAUAAAUUCAAGUGUAUUUGUUUUGCUGUAUAUCUUUUAACAAUGCAUGACUAUGAAGUUGUCGGCAUCAUGUGAAUAUAAUUUGAUGUUGAAAAUGUAUUUUAUAGGUAAUAUUUUAAUGAAUAAAUGGUUUGAAAGUCAA
Messenger RNA from Phyllopteryx taeniolatus (common seadragon), 8705 nucleotides. It is a transcript of the gene dnajc27, whose product is annotated as DnaJ (Hsp40) homolog, subfamily C, member 27. The record is from RefSeq and is a predicted model, not a curated record. The transcript is spliced from 8 exons. The coding region runs from base 182 to 1003 and encodes 273 amino acids. NCBI's taxonomy places the organism in Eukaryota, Metazoa, Chordata, Actinopteri, Syngnathiformes, Syngnathidae. Gene Ontology annotation, molecular function: GTPase activity; GTP binding.